CUUGAGUCGCAGUCUUGGUCCAACCACCGUCGAGACCACAGCAGCAGAGUAUUUAGUCCCUCUCCGUAUUAUUUUUUCAAAAUAAAAGUGUUGCCCGCAAGCUAUAUUCCAACAUCUGAGCAGCCAACAACAACCGUGUGUGUGUGUGUGUGUGUUGACUUUGUGUGAUAGUUGUUGUUUUGAGCAGAGGGGUUUCAGUUACUGUUUUUAUAAUCGGUUAUCGUCUAGCUACAAGUGAUUCGACAUAUUUUAGUUCAGUUUUCCCGAUCAAAUUUUUGGGUUGAAAUUAUAAAAACCGGAAGAUUUGAUUUACACACGGCGGCGUCAUUAUGGAGGAGAUGAGUUCGGCGGCCGCCAGCCAAUGGAAUAACAUGAACAAUAACGACUCGUUAAUUACUACGGCGGAUGUCUAUAACGAGAGCGUCACAUCCGCUCAUCAUCCAAUCCGCUACCCGCGUGAAGCUUCCUACUUUGCGGCCGCCUGCGCCAUCCUCUUCGUCUUCAUCGGCAUCGGAGGUAAUUCGCUAACGGUGGCGGCGUUGGUGCGUAGUCGUAAAUUGCGGUCGCACGCCACGACGGCGUUCGUCCUGAGUCUGGCCGGCUCCGACCUCCUCUUCUGCGCCUUCAACCUGCCGCUGACGGCCUCGCGCUACAUCUACGAGUCGUGGAUCCUGGGCGACACGCUCUGUCGUCUAUUUCCCUUCUUCUUCUACGGAAAUGUGGCAGCCUCUCUCUUCAGCAUGGUCCUCAUCACCAUCAAUCGGUAUAUUCUGAUAGCUUCGCCGUCUUGGUACGACAAGAUCUACCGGCGCCCGCUGAUCGUCUUGAUGAUCCUCGGCUCGUGGCUCUUCAGCUUCCUGAUGAUGACGCCACCGCUGCUGGGCAUCUGGGGCGACCUGGGCCUCAAUCCCGCCACUUUCUCCUGCACCAUCCUGCCGGGGGAGAAUGGCAAGUCGCCGAAAAAGUUCUUUUUCGCUUUCGGCUUUCUCAUCCCCUGUCUGACCAUCAUCGUCUCCUACACGUGCAUCUUCGUCAAAGUCAAACAGUCCAGACGCAACGUCAUGGCCCACAGCCCCGGAACGAGUGGUGGCAACAACAGAGCGGAAGAGCAUCAGGCCAAUGUUCCGGUGAUGAAAUCGGUGAAUAAAAAGCCGGGCAAGAAGAGCACGUCGGAGAAGCACCAGAGACGGGAUGACCUGCGACUCACCCGUAUGAUGCUUAUCAUCUUUUGCUGCUUCCUCCUCUGCUUCCUGCCGCUCAUGGUGGUCAACGUGGCCGACGACGAGAAAAAGACAAAAGUGCCAGUCAUUCACGUGAUGGCCUCCAUCCUGGCCUGGGCGUCCAGUGUCAUCAACCCGUUCAUCUACGCGUUUUCCAACCGGCAGUACCGAUCGGCCUACCGCCAGCUCCUCUGCGGAUCUUCGCGCUCGGCCCGGCUGACCUCGCAGACUCAAACGUCGCGCUCUUCCGGCCGCACUUUCCUCACCGACAUGCUCCAUUACACGGCUCACGCCGAAAAGGUCAAAGUCAUCCGAUCCACCACCAACACGACGACCAACAAUGCCAACCACAAAGAAGAUGGCGAUCAGCAGCUGGCCAGGGCUUGAAAUGAACGAAUAAAAUGCGCAAUCUAGACAUUUCCGCCAUUUUAAAAAUUAAUUAAAUUGGCCAGGGAAAAUCACAAAAUUUGAACCCAGUGUACAUAUGCGUUGUUCUCUCUUUCAUUUGUUUAGAUGUAGAACAGAAUGGGAAUUUUUUCUUUUUUAAAAUAUUUCUGCGCGAUUUUUUGCUAUCGACUUUUGUUUGUUUUUUAAAUCCAAUGCGGAAAUUUUUGAAUUUUUUUUUUGUUUGGUGGGAAAAAUUGCCGAAAUGUCAUUGAGAUGUCGCAUGAAAUUAUUACCAUGUCUUUUAUACUACAUGUAUUCUCCUGGCAGAGAAAGAAGCCGCCGACGGGCGAGAGAACUUCAUUUACAUUUUUAGCACAUCAUAUCGAAAAGCAGACAACAAAAAGAAAAGAAAAAAAGAAAUAUGAAAGAUAGAAAAAUUUUCAAAAAAGACAAGUUUGUGUGUGUGUGUUUUUUUUUAAAUAUUUCUUGUGUCUUGUACGCACGGUUCCUCGUAAAUGAUGUUGUAUACACAUUUCAUGUAACUUCA
Molecule: messenger RNA, 2154 nt
Organism: Daphnia pulex (common water flea)
Lineage: Eukaryota; Metazoa; Arthropoda; Branchiopoda; Diplostraca; Daphniidae
Product: protein trapped in endoderm-1-like
Exons: 5
Coding region: 330-1607 (425 amino acids)
Biological process (GO): G protein-coupled receptor signaling pathway
Cellular component (GO): membrane
Molecular function (GO): G protein-coupled receptor activity
Source: RefSeq, a predicted model, not a curated record